AGUCUCCACCACCUCCCUACUCUCGGCUGUCUCCUAAUGAUGAGCAAAAGCCACUGGAUCUAUCAGAUUCCACGUUGUCUUACACUGAAACAGAGGCUACAAACUCACCCAACGUCACGCCUGGAGACUUCUCAGACGCCAGUACGUCGCCCGAUGCCGUGAAGAGGAGCCAUUGGUGCAACGUGGCCUAUUGGGAGCACCGGACGCGCGUCGGCCGCCUCUACACAGUGUACGAACAGUCUGUCAGUAUAUUUUAUGACCUACCUCAAGGAAACGGCUUCUGCCUCGGACAGCUAAACCUGGAAAACAGGAGCGAGACUGUGAGAAGGACUCGAAGUAAAAUCGGCUACGGGAUUUUACUGAGCAAAGAACCGGACGGCGUGUGGGCUUACAACCGCAGCGAGCAUCCCAUCUUCGUCAACUCCCCGACACUGGACAUCCCCAACUGUAGGACUUUGAUCGUGCGCAAGGUGAUGCCGGGCUAUUCCAUCAAGGUGUUUGACUACGAGAAGUCCUGCCUCUUGCAGCACACGGCCGAUCUGGAUUACGCCGACGGGCCCUACGACCCGAACAGCGUGCGGAUCAGCUUCGCCAAAGGCUGGGGGCCGUGUUACUCGAGACAGUUUAUCACGUCGUGUCCUUGUUGGCUGGAGAUUUUACUCAGUAACAAUCGAUAACGGUCGGCCUCUGACGAAAGGAAAAAGAAAAAAAAAAAGACACAGACUAUCCCAAAUAUCAUCUACCUAGAUUUAAUAUAAAGUUUUAUAUAUUAUAUGAAAAUAUAUAUUAUACUUGUAAUUAUGGAGUCAUUUUUACAAUGUAAUUAUUUAUGUAUGGUGCAAUGUGUAUAUGGACAAAAAACAGAAAAUGCACUUUGGCUUAUAUAAUUCUUUCAAUACAGAUUUUUUUAAAAAAGAAAAAUUAUACAGCAAAAAUAGGAGAAAGCCCUAAUUUUGAUGUAUGGUUUUUUGAAAUAUUAUUAAUACCCAGACAAAAAGCUAAUACCAGUCACUCAUUGAUAAUAAAGUAUUCGC
Messenger RNA from Leptosomus discolor (cuckoo roller), 1034 nucleotides. Lineage: Eukaryota; Metazoa; Chordata; Aves; Leptosomiformes; Leptosomidae. The record is from RefSeq and is a predicted model, not a curated record.